This is a messenger RNA of Acanthaster planci (crown-of-thorns starfish), 2133 nucleotides long. RefSeq names its product CD320 antigen-like. NCBI's taxonomy places the organism in Eukaryota, Metazoa, Echinodermata, Asteroidea, Valvatida, Acanthasteridae. Gene Ontology annotation, cellular component: plasma membrane; signaling receptor complex; apical plasma membrane. The record is from RefSeq and is a predicted model, not a curated record. Gene Ontology annotation, molecular function: protein binding; hormone binding. Gene Ontology annotation, biological process: receptor-mediated endocytosis.
AAACACCAACGCACAGCUAUGGAGGCAACUCGAUUCGCGCUACUCGUGGCCAUUAUCGGAGCCGUACACGCAGCUCCAAAAGAGAGAUUUAUGACACCAGCGCUUGCACCAACUGACAAGCACGAAUGCGGAUACGAUCAGUUUCAGUGCAACAAUGGGCAGUGCAUUCCCUCGUAUUUGGUAUGUGACUACUACCCCAAUUGCGAUGACGGUUCAGACGAGGAGAACUGUGAUGAAUAUUGGUGUACCUUUUCUUAUUCGGACUCUGACGAUUACGUGACUGACGAGCCAUCUGAUUACUGGACCACCGAAUACGCCAGCUCUGAGUACACCACCGACUACGUGACAGACGAGCCAUCCGAUUACUGGACCACUGAGUACUUCAGCUCCGACAUGUACACAACCGAUUACGUGACGGACGACAGCUCCGACUAUCAUGCUUGUACCGAUUCGUACGUGUACGAGAACGAAUGCAGGGAUGAUCAAUUUCGCUGCAACAAUGGGGAGUGCAUUGCCUCGUAUUUGGUAUGUGACUGCUACCCCAAUUGCGUGGACGGUUCCGACGAGGCGCACUGUGAGGACCAUUACGUGACAGAAGAGCCGUCAGAUUACUGGACCACCGAAUACUCCAUAUAAGUAUUACUUCAAAUUCCAAAUUUGGCAGAGGGUGUAACUUUAACCCUGUUAAAAAGGUAAAUCGUUUGCUCCAAAACGCCAUUAAUUAUUACAGUUGUCCGUUUAGAAAGCCAUUUAUUAAGACAGUUUCCUGUUUUACUUUGAGAAAUUAAUGAUUUGUGAGGUCUACGUCUGUUCAAGGCGUAGUUAAGCCCAGGUUUGUACUGUCCAGCAAGUAAAUCAACAUGUUCUGGCUGUGUCGAAGUCAAAUCAAACCUCCAUGUGGUGUGUUUUUUUUUUAUUCUUUCCUGAUUACACGGUGAAGCGCUCCUCCACGGAGAUGCAACUUUAACCCUAUUAAAAAGAUUUUAAGAACUCGGUUGUCCCAUGCCUGAUAAUUAUUUAAAGCUUCGUAUGCGUGUUAUUAAGGUUUCAAUUCAUUCCAACAUGGAGUUUUGUUACGAACUGUGAAGAAACCCUUACUGUUUCAACCAACAAAAUCGAAGUCUAUACCGAAUCUGUCCGUUUCGAAAACGCUCUGUGUGUCUCCUUUUUUUUUCUUUUCUUUUUUUUGAAGGACAACCAGUUGCACUUUAUGCCAUUCUUUUUGUUUCUGGUUGCAUUUGAACAGACGAGACCUCCAACUAUAAUGCUUGUACCGAUAUGUACGUUCAUAAGUAAUUUGCCACACCACUAAGUAGAAACCAUUUAAAAUAUGUAUAGUGCUGGUUGCCAGGGAUUUUCUUCCGUUGAUGCGGUGUACCCGUCUGUACAAUCGAAAGAGAAAAGCUCAGUGACAGGUUCAGCUUUUGGACCUUACAAAGCUGUAGAAUUCAGAUCCUUGGGGUGUUGAUACAUGAGAGUUUGGAAGUUAUUGUCUGAAUUUCUGUCCCACUGGGACAUUCCAUCAAAAAGCAUGCUGUUGGUAUUAUAUUGGCAUACCAGAAGUAGUUUCCAAAUUAUUACAAAUGAAGCAUAUCAGGAAUAAAAGAACGCAGCAAAGAGUAAAUGAAGAAUUUGAAUCUAGCUAAAUUAGUGAUUAAAUUUUGAUAAUAAAAGAUCCCAAACCAUUGUUAACGUAAAAGAGCUAGACGUAAUAGAAUAUAUCUUCAGUAUUUUGACUGAUAAACCUGAAGAGUUAUCGAAAGACAAAAAAGUGCGUUCUUGGCAAUGCACAUAAGGAUGUUAUUCUAAUUAUUCUAAUAAUUGUGGGUUAUUCCAAAAAAUCAACACCUUGUGCAACUUAUUGGAUGCCAUAAGUGAAUGUCUUUUCGCUGUGAUACAAAACACCAGAUAAUCAUGAGUGUUCUUGUAUAGAGCUAAUGGAGUCUGCGGUGAAUAAUAUCACUAGUUUACUUAUCUACCCCAAAUAUUUUGAAUUCAAUUUCUGGGUUGUAGCAUACAGUAGUUUGAACUAAAGCUUCCUCCGUCAAACGUAUCAAAGGAAUAAAAAUAAGUUUGAAAUGAAGUGGUUUUAAGUUGAAAUUGUGCAAUAAAGUCUAAGAAGAAACAGCAUAA